This is a messenger RNA of Mytilinidion resinicola, 1149 nucleotides long. RefSeq names its product Creatinase/aminopeptidase. NCBI's taxonomy places the organism in Eukaryota, Fungi, Ascomycota, Dothideomycetes, Mytilinidiales, Mytilinidiaceae. The record is from RefSeq and is a predicted model, not a curated record. Bases 225 to 944 code for a protein of 239 amino acids. The transcript has a single exon.
AUAGAAAAGUAUGGCCUAGCAACGCAACAGCGCAAUGUUGCAGGAGACGUGGGUACUUUUGCCGAAGGAAUCCAAGGGCGUAGUGCCAAGACUUAUGACAAGUCCGUGUGAAACCCCGCGAUUAUCAGAACAACACAACACACUUCGUACUCUACAGUCUCUGAGCCAACAGCAGCCAUUAUUUCCUUCUUUACCUUCUUCCCAUCUGUACAAGACCCUCAAAAAUGGCCACCGACGUCGCGAGUAAAGACAUUGCGAGCACCGAGGAGCACGAACGGGCCGCUUAUCUCCUGGAUGCACAGACCAAGGCCCUCCGGCUCUUCGAGGAAAUUGAACGAGAUCUGAUUCGCCCCGGCAUCACCGAAAAAACCCUGAGCAACGAGAUUCAUGAUCUUGGCAACAAACGCCACGGCGUCCGUACGCACUGGCACAAACGGGUUGUCAGAAGCGGGCCCAACACCUUGAAGCCCUAUGCCGAAAACCCUCCGGACCGCAUCAUCCAGCCCGAUGACAUCCUCUUUGUCGAUCUAGGCCCGGUAUUCGAGGCGUGGGAAGCCGACUUUGGGCGCACGUUCGUACUCGGAGACGACCCCACCAAGAAGAAACUGCGCGACUCGCUUGAGCCUGUAUGGGAUGCGGUCAAGGCCCGCUUCCUGGAUGACCCGGAUAUGACGGGCGAUCAGCUGUAUGGUAUCGCCUGCGAUUUGGCCAAGGAAGCUGGGUGGGAGUUCGGCGGCCAGAUUGCUGGACAUCUAGUUGGCUUAUUCCCUCAUGAACGUAUUCCGAACGACAAGAUCACGCUAUACAUCACCAAGGGAAAUCAGGAACGGAUGAGCCGUGUCGAUGGUAAUGGGAAGAAGCGGCACUGGAUUCUGGAGAUCCAUCUUGUGGACCGCGAGCGCGAGAUAGGCGCGUUUUACGAGCAACUCCUCACAGUGGACUAAUGUUGACAUGCUAAAAUGGUUCUCGCGGGUAGUUGACUGUAAAAAGAGAACACUAGGCCGGCGCCAGUUAUACCAAAUCCGCGUAUCAACCUGGUCUGUGACUACUGCAAAUCCUUACAUUAGGAUUGAUCCUUUCAUUCUUAGCCAGUCAAAGCCACUCCAACCCGGUUCUAACCAGACGCUUCUUUAACCAUGCCGAGUAUAG